AUGGUGGUGCUGGCUUUUGUGUACGACCAAGGACUGAUUGCGAGAGUCAUAGAGGAGAAGAAGAUUGGGUACAUGAUCCCUCGGGACGAGACAGAAGGUUUCUUUACCAAAGAAAGUGUUGCUAAGUCGUUGAGAUUGGUAAUGGAAGAUGAAGAAGGAAAGAUCUAUAGAGAGAAUGUGAAAGACAUGAAACAAGUGUUUGGAGACAUGGACAGGCAAGAUCGUUAUGUUGAUUCUUUCUUGGAUUAUCUUGUUGCUAAUCGUUAA
Molecule: messenger RNA, 267 nt
Organism: Microthlaspi erraticum
Lineage: Eukaryota; Viridiplantae; Streptophyta; Magnoliopsida; Brassicales; Brassicaceae
Source: the annotation of a GenBank genome assembly